Molecule: messenger RNA, 8282 nt
Organism: Gopherus evgoodei (Goodes thornscrub tortoise)
Lineage: Eukaryota; Metazoa; Chordata; Testudines; Testudinidae
Gene: HOOK3
Product: hook microtubule tethering protein 3
Exons: 24
Coding region: 119-2383 (754 amino acids)
Biological process (GO): cytoskeleton-dependent intracellular transport; cytoplasmic microtubule organization
Cellular component (GO): centrosome; cytoplasm
Molecular function (GO): dynein light intermediate chain binding; microtubule binding
Source: RefSeq, a predicted model, not a curated record
CCGGUGACGUGUCUGCGCCACAGCCUGGCCUGGGGAAGCGGCGUCGCCUGCGACUUGGCCCGGCGGCGGCACCCGGCGGCCUUGCCCAGCUGAGCUCGCCCGCCCGCCCGCCCGCAUUAUGUUCAACGUGGAGAGCCUGGAGCGCGCCGAGCUCGGGGAGAGUCUGCUCACCUGGAUCCAGACAUUUAAUGUUGAAGCACCAUGCCAAACUGUGGAAGAUUUAACGAAUGGGGUUGUGAUGGCCCAGGUGCUUCAAAAGAUAGAUCCAGCAUACUUUGAUGAAAACUGGUUAAACAGAAUCAAAACAGAAGUAGGAGACAAUUGGAGGCUAAAGAUAAGCAAUUUGAAGAAAAUUUUAAAAGGAAUAUUGGAUUACAAUCAUGAGAUUUUAGGGCAGCAGAUUAAUGACUUUACCCUUCCUGAUGUUAACUUGAUUGGAGAGCACUCAGAUGUUGCAGAGCUUGGAAGAAUGCUUCAGCUCAUUUUGGGAUGUGCUGUGAAUUGUGAGCAGAAGCAAGAAUACAUCCAGACCAUCAUGAUGAUGGAGGAGUCUGUUCAACAUGUUGUCAUGACAGCUAUUCAGGAGUUGAUGAGUAAAGAAUCUCCAGUCUCUGUUGGAAAUGAUGCUUACGUUGACCUUGAUCGUCAGUUGAAGAAAACUACAGAAGAAUUAAAUGAAGCUUUAGCAACAAAAGAAGAAAUUGCUCAGAGGUGCCAUGAAUUAGAUAUGCAGGUUGCAGCACUUCAAGAGGAGAAAAGUAGUUUACUAGCUGAGAACCAGAUCCUGAUGGAACGUUUGAACCAAUCUGAUUCUAUAGAAGAUCCCAACAGCCCUGCAGGGCGUAGGCACCUGCAACUGCAGACACAGUUAGAACAGCUCCAGGAGGAAACAUUUAGGCUAGAGGCAGCCAAAGAUGAUUAUCGAAUACGUUGUGAAGAGUUGGAAAAAGAAAUUGCAGAAUUGCGACAGCAGAAUGAAGAGCUAACCACUUUAGCAGAAGAGGCUCAGUCUUUGAAGGAUGAGAUGGAUGUACUUAGGCAUUCCUCUGAUAAAGUGGCUAAGUUAGAAAGCCAGGUAGAGUCAUACAAAAAGAAGCUGGAAGAUCUUGGUGAUCUGCGGCGGCAAGUAAAACUCUUAGAGGAGAAGAACACUAUGUAUAUGCAAAACACUGUAAGCUUGGAGGAAGAACUAAGGAAAGCCCACGCAGCCCGUAGCCAGCUGGAAACAUACAAGAGACAGGUAGUUGAACUACAAAACAGAUUAUCUGAAGAAUCAAAGAAAGCAGAUAAACUAGAAUUUGAAUACAAAUUGCUGAAAGAAAAAGUAGAUGGCCUCCAAAAAGAAAAAGAUAGGUUAAGAACGGAAAGAGAUUCCCUAAAAGAAACUAUUGAAGAGCUUCGAUGCGUACAAGCACAAGAAGGGCAGCUCACAACUUCAGCAGGAUUGAUGCCACUGGGAAGCCAGGAGUCUUCAGACAGUCUAGCAGCAGAAAUUGUUACUCCUGAAAUCAAGGAGAAACUCAUUCGUCUUCAGCAUGAGAACAAGAUGCUGAAGCUUAACCAAGAAGGUUCCGACAAUGAAAAGAUUGCCUUGUUGCAGAGCCUGCUAGAUGAUGCAAAUCUACGGAAGAAUGAACUGGAGACAGAGAACAGGCUGGUAAAUCAGAGACUUCUGGAGGUGCAAUCACAGGUUGAAGAAUUGCAGAAAUCUUUGCAGGAGCAAGGUUCAAAAGCUGAAGAUGCUAUUUCAGUUCUUCUGAAAAAGAAGCUUGAAGAACAUCUGGAGAAGCUGCAUGAGGCUAACAAUGAAAUACAGAGGAAACGAGCUAUUAUUGAAGAUUUGGAACCAAGAUAUAACAACAGUUCACUCAAAAUUGAAGAAUUACAAGAAGCUUUACGGAAAAAAGAGGAAGAAAUGAAGCAAAUGGAGGAACGAUACAAAAAGUAUUUGGAAAAGGCCAAGAGUGUCAUCCGUACUUUAGAUCCUAAACAAAACCAGGGCACAGCUCCUGAGAUUCAGGCUCUGAAAAAUCAACUACAGGAACGGGACCGAAUGUUUCAUUCGUUAGAGAAAGAAUAUGAGAAAACAAAGACUCAAAGAGAGAUGGAGGAGAAAUUUAUUGUGAGUGCCUGGUACAAUAUGGGAAUGACUCUGCAUAAAAAAGCAGCAGAAGAUAGACUGGCUAGUACAGGCUCCGGACAGUCCUUCCUGGCUAGACAAAGGCAGGCCACCAACACAAGGAGAUCUUACCCUGGUCAUGUCCAACCAGCUACAGCAAGGUGCAGUUUGGCACAAUCUGGUGUGCCUGGAUAUGUGAGCCCAUCACAUCUCAAGAGGCAAAUCCUGACUGAGCCAGAAACACCUCAACCUCAUGUCUACUAACGACACUAAGCCUCUAAAACAAGCAACAAGAGUUGGAAUAUAUAGGCCAGUGGCUGCCACUUUCAGGGAAUUGGAAGGCUUCUCAGCAAUUUUAUUUCAGAUCCUAGCUGGGUGUUGUGGGUCCUUGGCAAUGGAGUUCCUCAAGCAUGAGCAGUUGACAUUUCUUCCCUGUAUGGAACUCAGGAAGGCAAUCGAAGCCUGUUAGUGACUCUGCAGCCAAUACUGGGUGAAAAUAAGAGGAUUUUUUUCCUCAGCUGAAAAAAGAAGGAAGAUACAAGCAUCUGUUCCAAAGUAUAAAACUCCAAGGAGCAGUGUGUUUUUCUUUGUAAGAUUUUCACUGCAAUUUGUGCACCGUAUGAAGUAGAAUACUGAACACCUGGGCUGCUGGCAGUGAUUUAAGUUUGUUUUGAGUUACAGCUGGCUAAAGAAGAAACUCUAGAAAAGGGCUUUUUUCUCAUGAGAGUAAGAUUGUCUUUUUCAGCCAUGCCAACCUCACUUUUUUCCCAUUUGGUGUGAUAGAUCUCUGGAGAUUCACUCUGCAGCCAGCACCAUACCUGAAGAAUUUGAAUGCUUCUCUUGUGUUUCCAUUCAUGACUUUAAUGUUUUCCUUGGAGAUUGAGACAUGAGAGUCAUUUAAAAAAGUAUCCAGUCAUUGAUUUGAACAGAUGGUGACAUUUAACAAAUAACAGUAGACUAGAAAGCCCUCAAAAACUCUGCCAAAAGCAGUAUGCAUUGUUUCCCAAACUGCACGAUCCUAUGGGACAUCAGAUUAACACCUAACAGUGGAUUCAAGGCAAUCUAAUUGUUUGAUAUGAAAAACAGCUGAUGACAAAUGCUCUACAGUCUAGGAGAGAGGCUGACCCUUUUAAAAUGUAGGGGCAUUUUGCCACUGAUCUCAGUGGGGCCAGGUUUUCACUCUCCAUUUGAAGAGAUUAGCUGAGAUAAUGGGGUUGCUCUAAAGUGGUUCUGAGCAUUGGUAGGUGCUAAUGGAGAAUUAGAGAUUGUCUCUGCUGCUGUUCAUUGUGUAUAUGAAGGCACUUGGAGAACUGACAAAAGGAGGCAUACCCUGAAGUACUAUAUGUCAAUACCACAAUUUAAAGUAAACCCCCAUCUCAUGAGAUCACAGGAAUUCUCUCUCAGUGCUGUUCUGUUGCCUCAGAUUUCAAAGUGGGUUUGAGACAGCUGGUUGAAGCACUGUCCAGACAAAAUGAAAGUGUUACUUGUAGGGGAAGAGCUGGGGCAACCAGGAAAUUGUUCGUAUUUGGUUGCAGCCUUAUUUACUGCUAAGUGCUGACGUGUUUUGUAGUUAGGCCUGGGAACAAUUUUUGAACAGAAGCUGAAGGUUACAGUUAGGGAGAAAUAGCUAUUUUCAUCUUCAAAAAAGUGGAAGUUUCAGCCUUUACUUCCAGCUGUGGAUCCUCAUGACAGUGAUCUUUGCUUUUGUGGUGCCAGUUUUAGGGCCACCAUUAAAAACGCACUUACAGAGUGCAGCUACUUCAAAACUCAGGUGAUCUCUCCCUGGAGGAAUCAGUGCUGCCCACAGUUCAGAAACUGCUUAUUAUUCAGCCUUUAUGCUUCCAUGUCUUGCUAAUUUAUCAGCAUUAUGAAAAACCUGUCCUACACUGUCACUGUUAUAAAAUGGCACGGUAACAAAAAUGCCAAAGAUCUGAAUUGCUGUGACAGAAAUAAUUACACAGGGAGCUAGUAAUUGAAAAGAUGAGUAAACUAAAUGUGGCGCUCAUCUUUCAAAAGAAAGCAAGCUCUUGCCUGACAAUUGCUAUCCUGCAAGUGUAACUUGAAUGCCCCAAUGGCAUAAAUUUUAAGAGAACAAAGCGCUGAGAUCAUAGUAGCUCCAUGAUCAAUAAGCAAGCAUGGUUUAAAAGAUAUAAUCACAAAGAAACCAGAUAAUGUAUUUAUGGAAUUACAGUAUUACUAGAUGCAAAGAAAGCAACAGAGUUUCAAUUUAGUUUAACUAGACUUUAGUAAAACAUUUUUUAUAGAUUUUCAUGAACACUUAACUAAACAAUUCUAAUUGGCUUGUGUAUGAGCACUGUCUUUUUAAGCCUAAAACUGAGGGGCUAGUAAGCAAAGAGAAGUGGAUCACUAUUUCUGGAUGAGGGCAGAAGCUGUCCAGUGGAGUUUUAUUGGGAUUGGGGUUGUGUCUGCUUUCAUUUAUCAACUUUAGUGAGAAUCUGGGAUGAGAAGUGAAGAACGCGAUGAGGCAGAAUAUUUAUAAAGUGAUCAAGUAUCUCAAGAUCCUUAGAUUGAAGGAGCUAUGUAAAUGCAAAGUAUUAUCAAUACAUUUGUAGAGAACCAAAUGUGGGGAAGUGUUGGAAACACUGGUGGGGAAGGAGAAACCACUAGAAGUAGGAACAAGGAAGAUGAUGAAAUGGGAUUCAACGUGGAAACAUGCAGGCUAAUAAAUCUGGAAAAAAUAUAUCCAAAGCACAUACUUACUGGAUGCAAAUACUUGGGAAGGACAUAGUGUAGGGGCGAUGGAUGACAAAUUGCAAUGGGACACAGAAGCCAAAAGGGAGAGUAUGCCAUCAGGUCUUCUCAGUUGACACUGCAACCUUUAGUGUCCUCAGCUCUGACAUCAUUCUGAAAAAUAACAUUAUUUUAGCUGUAAAUAGUUCAUCCCACCCACAGAGGAUUUAUCAGAUUUUCGGUGGGCUCUGACCAUUUCCAAUACAGAGUUCUACCCUUUGAAAUAGCCACGACGCUCAGAGUCUUUACCAAAGUUUUGUCCAUGGUAGUAGCUCACGUAAGAUAUUAUGGCCUCCUUGUCUUCCCUUACAGUGAUGACUGAUGCCUCGCUGUCAAAUCUUGCCAUGAAGCCUUUAUGUCAAUCUCUAUGAUGCUCCAUCUCCUUUUCUCACUGGGGGUCACUGUGAAUAUUGAAAAAUCUGUUUUUACCCCUGCGCAAUCUUUGAAUUUCAUCAGGGCAACCUUGAAUUCUCACUAUAAAGGCAUAGUUGCCCACAAACAGGUUCCAGACUAUGAAUGAUAUCAUAGUUCGUGUCAUGAGCAGCCCUAGGGUAAAGGUCAAAAUAUGUCAGUCCCUCCUUGGCCAUGUGGUCUCAUGCAACUUCGUCACUCCAUUUGCAAGACUGCGCCUUCAUUGCCUUCAGAAAUGGCUACAGUCGGUUUGAUCCCCAAGCCACCUUGAACCUCAUGCUGACCGUUCCCAUCAAGGUGCUGUCUUCCCUCCUGUGAUGGACAAAUCCUCAUCACAUAUAUAUAUAGGGGUCCCCUUUCUCCCCUCGUCACCGGACAAGACACUUAUUACGGAUGCAUCUCUACAUAUGGGCAACCACACGACACAGGGAAUGUGGACAUCUCGAAAGUCUAAAAUGAACAUCAAUGUCCUGGAACUAUGGGCGGCACAGAAGGUGUGCGAGUCCCUUUUCCUUUCAUCCACUUUCACAAUGUCCUCAUAAUGUAGACAAAACUACAGUGGUCUUCUACAUCAGCAAACAAGCGAGAUCUGCCUCCCUGUGUACAGAAGCAAUCAAUCUCUGGAACUGGUGCAUCAAGAAUCAGAUCACCCUAUCUGCAGCCUACCUUUCGGGGAUGCAAAAUGUGCUCACAGACUCCCUCAGCAGACACUUCACAAUCGACCAUGAGUGGGAACUUCAUGACACUGUGUUUCACAACAUUUUCACGCAAUGGGGGACCCGAACCAGGCAUCUGUUCACUUCCCAGGUCAACAACAAGUGUGUAACAUGUUGUUCCAGAGGAGCCCUCAGUUACCACUCCUUUCCUGGUCAUACCAGUUCAACUAUGCCUUCCUCCUGCUACCACUUCUGCCACGAAUGCUACUGAAGAACAGACAGGAUAGGGCAACAGUUAUACUGAUCACCCAUUUCUGGCCCAGACAGUUUGGUUCCCCAACCUCCUGUUCCUGUCGCUCACCCCCUCCCCAUUUCCUCUCCCAAUAUUCCUUGUGCUCCUGGGCCAGUGCAAUGGCAGGAUCAGACACUGCAACCGACCAACAGUUCACCUUGGGGCAUGGUAUUUGGAUGGUCAUCAGCCUUAGAAUGGGGAUACUCCUCGACCGUGCGAGACAUUCUCUCUUAUAGCAGAAAGAACUCAACUAAGAAAUAUUACCAGUCUGCUGGAAAUGCUUCUUAUCCUGGACACAGCAUUCUACCAAAAACGAUGGGUAUUCUGCUCAUCUUAGACUAUAUCCUAUCUUUAAAGACAUCAGGCCUGUCCCUCAGUUCCAUGCAAGUCCACUUGGCAGCUGUUAGUGUGUUACAUCCCCCUGUAAAGGGCAACUCUGUUUUCACACACUCACUAACCACUUAAUUCUGGAAAGGCCUGAUGAGAACUUGCCCACCCCCAUUGGAUGUAACCUCCAGUUACAGGUAUGUAACCAUUUCAUCCUCAACUGCUGGAAAUCAUCAUUGCUCCUUCCUUGCUGGAACAAGGACACUUUCCAGCAGCUAAUUAUCUGCCCUUAUAGCUUAGAUUUCUCCGGGCUUCUAAAACGGUGCUGCAAAAACAAGCUGCUGUUGAAAUGAUUGAAAAGUUCCCUGCUGUUGAAAUGUUUCCGAGAAGAAGUUGUUAGUAGAUUCUUGUCUAGUAAUAAAACAUGUGCUAUUCUAGCCAGAAGGGCAAUGGCAUCUCUCCCUCUGUAGGACCAUAGCAUAUUCUGUAAUAUCCUUGGCCAGACUCCCACAAACACCUUGAAGAGUACAUUGUUGUCUCCAUUCUGUUAAUGUGCAUUAGCUGUGUACCUCUAUAUUUCACUUAGUCCAGUUGUACAAGCAGAUUGGCACUAUCUCAUUCUGAUGAGAGUAAAAAACAGGAUUUUCUAUUUAAAGAAGCAAACUCUGAUCUCAGCUUUAACAUUUUAACUUUUUAUGGCAUUACUAAAAUUAAUUGUUCAUUUUAUUAUUUCCAAUCAUCCACACCCCAGUGCGCAUGCUCAUUUAGCAGUGCUUGAGUGGAUAACAAUGCUCCUCGUCCAAGGGAUGUAUUAUUCAAAACACACUUUAUCAGGAUUCUGCUUUGAAUGUGUUCAUUUAAUGCAUGCUUGAUUUUAUUUCACUUGAUUUGUUACAGUCUGUUCUCUCUGUUGUGUUCACUUUCCAACUCUCCUAAAUAAAAAGUAUUCUGGUUAGGAGGAAACAGGUGAGAAGGGAGGUGCACAGUAAGGUCAUUUUGUUGUUACAGAAAUUUGAAAGAGUACACUUGUAUUAUGUGCAACAAACUUGAGUUACUGUAUUCUUUUGGCUUCCGCAGAAUUAAAUCAUCAGCUACAGGACUUGUGCUGUAGUUACAACUUUCAAAAGUAAUGUUUUAACAUUUAGUCAUACAAAUAUUUUCUCUAAUAAAUUCAAUCCAGAUUUUCCUGCCACAAAAAGCAUUAUUAGAAUCAGCUACUGAUCAGAGCAAUUCUUAGAGGGGAAAAAACAAAUUCACAGAGCAUGUCUUCUAUCAGAUUUGAGCAUUUGCUGUUUACAUUGUGCUGGAAUUAUUGAAAAUCAGAAUGAGCGGGCACUAGAAAGAAGUCUCUCUCCUAGUCUGCAUAUUUCUGUAGUAAUAGCUAAAAUUUGCUUUUGAUCAAAAACUUAUUUUACAUCAAAUGGUUAAAGCUUGUUUAAUGUAAAACGAAUGUGACGGGAUGUGCUUGUUAGGCAUCAAACACAGGCUUGCUUUGGUGCAGCUAAUCAAAAACUAAUACUUAAUCAUCAGUGUUUUUAUCUUGUAACUCUAUGUGGAAUUUCUCACAGAUGAGAAUGGAAAUUAUAAGUCCAUUGCCUUUUUCAAUAGUUAAAACAUAUGAUGUGAGAGAGGCACCUUUUUACUUCUGGAAACGGUUUUUUUUACUGACUGUGAUGACAGGCAGCAAGAAUGAGUGAAAGUUGUGGGGGCCAAUUUCAUAACUAUU